GGUCCCCCAAACCCCACGGACGUCUCUCUCUCUCUCUUCUUCUUCUCUCACUUAUUCUCUAUGAGAGCUUGGCACCUGCACCACCAUUUACCGUCUGCAAGUUUCAGGGUGUUAAACUGUGCUUCAGAGGACUAAAAAAAAAAAAAAAGACCCCCACCCCCCCUCCUCCAUAUAUUACAGCUUACAGAGGACCCCCCCUCCCCUCCCUUUUUGCUGCAGCCACUACUUCUUCUUCUUCUACUACUACAACACCAGCAGCAGCCAUCGACCACCGUUCACUGCGGCUCUUGGACGAUCAGCGUUGUGUUUAUGUCUUUGUUUUGCGAAAACGAGCUGUUGCGCAGCCGUUGGAACCUGUGUGGUGGAAAUCUAGCCUUCAAGCAAGGAGCUUGCGGCCACAGCGGCACAACGUUUUUCAUGUCAGAGACCGAGCACGCUUGCAGUCGUUUAUGUCAUCCCCUCUUUUCCAGACAGAAGAUCCCGAAAAAUCCCCAACCAAGAUCCUUUUAUCUUACUGAUAGUGCUAACAUCCAGCUAAAAUGUCUGUCAACGUCAACCGCAGCGUGUCAGACCAGUUCUAUCGCUACAAGAUGCCCCGUCUGAUUGCCAAGGUUGAAGGCAAAGGGAAUGGAAUCAAGACGGUCAUUGUCAACAUGGUUGAUGUUGCAAAGGCAUUGAACAGGCCUCCAACAUUCCCGACCAAGUUUUUUGGUUGUGAACUCGGCGCUCAGACCCAGUUUGAUUCCAAAAACGACCGUUACAUCGUCAACGGAUCCCACGAGGCGAACAAGUUGCAGGACAUGCUUGAUGGGUUCAUCAGAAAAUUUGUGCUGUGUCCCGAGUGUGACAACCCUGAAACUGAUCUGAAUGUCAACCCCAAGAAACAAACCAUCGGCACCGCCUGUAAGGCCUGUGGAUACCGCGGCAUGCUUGACACCAGACACAAACUCUGCACGUUCAUCCUCAAAAACCCACCAGAGAUUGAACCUGGAUCCGCAUCUGCAAAGAAAGAGAAGGAGAAGAAGAACCGUAAGAAGGACAAGGAGAACGGCUCUGGCAGCGGAGAGGCAGGGAAUCAAGACAACUUUGACGCUCCUCAAGCCGUGGACGGAGAUGACGACGAUGAGGACUGGGCGGAGGAGACUACAGAGGAGGCACAGAGGCGACGAAUGGAGGAGAUCAGUGACCACGCUAAGAACCUCACGCUCAGCGAGGACCUGGAGAAACCCCUGGAGGAGAGGGUCAACCUGUUCUACAAUUUUGUGAAACAUAAGAAGGAGAGUGGAACCAUCGACGCGGCUGAUAAGGAGAUCUUGGCGGAGGCGGAGCGACUGGAUGUGAAGGCUAUGGGCCCCCUCAUCCUCAGCGAGCUGCUCUUCAACGAAAACAUCCGCGACCAGAUCAAGAAGUACAAACGGCACUUCCUGCGAUUCUGCUUCAACAACAAGAAAGCCCAGAAGUAUCUGCUGGGAGGCGUUGAGUGUUUGGUGAAGCUGUACCAGGUCCAGCUGCUGGCGCGUGUUCCCAUCAUCCUCAAAGACCUUUACGACGCAGAUCUGCUGGAGGAAGACGUCAUAUUCGCCUGGGCAGAGAAGGUUUCUAAGAAGUACGUCUCUAAGGAGCUCGCCAAAGAGAUCCACGCCAAGGCUGCUCCUUUUGUCAAAUGGCUGAAGGAGGCAGAGGAGGAGAGCGAGGGCAGCGACGAGGAAGAGGAGGAGGAGGAUGAGAACGUGGAGGUGGUUACUCGUCAUCCGCCCGCGAGCUCAAAGUGGAAACUGUGAAACCGGACACGCCUGAAAAAGACGAGGACGACAUCGACAUCGACGCGAUCUGAUCUGAGAGAGGACUUCUGGCUUGAAGACGACGACGACGAUGAUGAUGAAGAUUGAAGCCGAUGCUUUCUUGUGUUGUGGCUUUGAAUCACGAUGCCCUGUACCACCUAAAAAUGGCUGGCCUUUCCCCCUCUCCUCUUUUACACCCAACCCCUUCCCCCCCUUCUCUCUCUCUCUCUCUCCCUCUCUCCCCCCCCCCCCUCCCUUUUCCUCGACCCCUUCAACCCCCCCCCUCUGCUUUGUGGCAUGACUUAACAUAGCGCUUUACUUGCUGCACAUUAACUCUGUAAUUUUGAGAUGUAUUCAGUUGAUGAGAUGAAGUCGCUUUUUGGGGAUUUUAAUCAUGGUGUUUCGGGGAUCAUUUGACUGCACUUUUUUCUUUUUUUUCUUUUUGGUUUUCUUUUUUGUUUUUUGUUUUUGGUCCCUGUAUUUUCAGUCAAUAAAGAAUGAAUGUUUUGCUAUCCACAACA
Scomber japonicus (chub mackerel) is the source of this 2302-nucleotide messenger RNA. It is a transcript of the gene eif5, whose product is annotated as eukaryotic translation initiation factor 5. Bases 540 to 1781 code for a protein of 413 amino acids. Lineage: Eukaryota; Metazoa; Chordata; Actinopteri; Scombriformes; Scombridae. Gene Ontology annotation, molecular function: eukaryotic initiation factor eIF2 binding; GDP-dissociation inhibitor activity; translation initiation factor activity. The transcript is spliced from 11 exons. Gene Ontology annotation, cellular component: cytosol. Gene Ontology annotation, biological process: formation of translation preinitiation complex; formation of cytoplasmic translation initiation complex; translational initiation. The record is from RefSeq and is a predicted model, not a curated record.